AUGAAUAUCAGCAAAGUUCACGUAUCACGUUUACAACAUUUUAAAAGAAAAAAAAAUGCAAAACAAAAAUCACAAAUUACUGAUGCAUCAUUUUUCGUGUCGGUCAUCAAACAAGAAUUUUUCAGUGUUGCUUCGCCUCUGAGUGAUCCUACCAAUACUACUACAACAACGCCAAUUGAAAUUGUUCGCAUUCAGUUGGCGAUCAGAGAUGAGUUCUGGCAGCAGCAGCAUACUUCGAAAAAUCAAGGAAAAUUAUUGAUUAUUGCUUUGGAUAAAUCGGGAUCGAUGGCUGGGAGUGGAAUUUCUGAAGCAAAAUUGGCACUUGAAACUUUAUUGUCAAAUGUUGAAGGUUGUAAUGAGAGAAUUUUGUUUAUUGUUUUUGAUAGUAAUUCGGAAUUAAUUGACAUGACAAAUAUGGAACUUGAAAACAAGUUGCAAGUUGUGAAGAAAGUGAGUGCUGGAGGUGGAACUGACUUUUCGUCUGUUUUUAAAAUUAUUCGGAACUAUGGUGGUUCAUUGAAUGGACAAGUUGCAAUUAUUUUCUUUACCGAUGGUCAAGAUCAAUAUUCGUCAAAUUCAACUAGAGAAGGGUCAAUUAAAUCAUUGCAAGAACGAUUAAAUACUGAGAGUGAAUCUUAUGAAUUUCAUACCAUUGGUUUCACAUCAGUUCAUGAUGCAAGAUUAUUGACAGAUAUUACAAGAUUGGGAACUGCUCAAGGUUCUUUUCAGUUUGCAGAGUCAGUUUCUUCUAUUGCCCCAUGUAUGGCUAGUUUGACUGAACUAGUCAAGGGAAGUUCAUUCACAUGUCAAUUAAUUGUCAAGAAUAAGGAAGGAAAUGAAAUAUUCAGAGAAAGAGUCAAGUUGGAGCAAGAUAAUGACAAAUCUGAAUUUAUUAUUCAAUCUCUCAUCAAUACUGAUAUUACUCCUGAUUGUGAAUUAUAUCUUGAAUUUGGAGAAAAUGAGUUGAUUAUUCCACUUUCCUAUGAAGCAUUUAAAAGACCUGAACUUAGUUCAGUUGAAAAACUAUCCUAUCAAAUCAUGAUAAUUGAAAAGUUCUUGAUUGAAGCUGCUGGUUUAAUUACCAAAAACAGCUCUUCCCUUAAGGAAAUUCAUAUCAAGUGUAAAGCUAUUGAAGAAAAGCUUGAAUCAAUAACAACUGACAUUAGAAAGAUGCGUGACAAGUCAGUGAGAAGAACUCUCUAUCAAAUGAUUCAACCAAUUUUUGAAUCUUUAGCAAACUUUAACAAGAUUCUUGCAGAAUCAAUGGUUGGAACUUUAUCUAAUGAAAAGAUUGCAAAUUUGAAUACUCUUGCUUAUAGAUCCAUCACAAAGAGAAGCUUACAAAAGAAAUUGGAUUUAAGAGCUCAAGCCAAUGUUGAAUUAUUCGAACAGGCAGAAAACAUCAUUCAAGAAUCAGUAGAUUCAAUGAACUUUACGGAAAUUAAGGAAAAAUACUCCAAACAAGCUGAGGAAAUCGGUCCAUGCUUCUAUACCACCUCAAAUUGGAUUGAUCUAUUACAGGAUAAGGACUGUCUCUGUUUGGGAUUACAAGUGAAUCGUCCUCAGGCAGCAAUUGCUGAUCCAAGCAGAGUCCAAAUUGUUUCAGUGUCCAACUCUAUGAUGUCUGCCGAAUCUUUCCUUGAUUCUGUGACUUUCUCACUUGGAAGUGCCUAUAAUGUUGAGGAUUCACAUGGUGGUUUCAAAGAUGUACCUGUAAGUCAAGGUCAAGUUUCGAACAGUCAAUCAAAGAUUAUUUCAGGUGCCUCCAGAGAAAGUAUCAAUGCAGUUCUUCCAUUGUACAUUAGUGAAGAACACUGGAGGGUUUCAAGACAAAAGAUGAAGCCAAUUUUGGGAUUCAUUGCAACAUUAGAUAUUAUGGGAUACUCUUUCGAACAAUUCAAGACCAUUCCAUUUUUAGUACUGUACAAAUUGCUUCAAGAAAGUUCAGAAGGUCAACUCACUGAAUUCCAAGCUUUGAGAUUGAAACUAGUCAUGGACACUUGUUUACAAAUUGUAAAGGAAUGCUCUGCAGAAAAAGUGGAGGAGAAAUUGUCCGAAACUUUAACCAAACUCUUCUCACAGUAUAACAUGUUGCCAGAAAGUAGAACACUUGAUGUGAUCCCUAACAAUGAAGUAUUUAUCACUCAACUGUUGUGUUCAAACAAGAUAGGAUUGAUUGAUGUUUCGAAUAGUCAAGUGGACACAAAUCUCUUCUUUAAGAAUAUUGCUGAGGAGGAAUUGAGAAGAAAGGGAGCUUUUGUGCUAAAUAUUCCAGAAGUUUCAGUUGACUUGUGGUUCGAAUUAUUGAAUGUAGAUACAGAAACAAUGAUUAAUCAAUUUGUUUCUAGAAAGAAGGAGAAAUUUAUGGAACUUUUAAAUAAUUCGUCUGAUAAGAUAUAUCAAUAUGGAGAGAUAAUGAGAAAACUUGUAGGUGUUGAAGAGAAUACAGUUUCUGACGAGGUUUCACAAACUGAAACUGUUACUUCUCAGCCACUUGUGGAUGAAAAUCAAGAUUUAAUUGACUAUGUAUUGGAAUUGACUCAACUUUCUCCAAAAGCCACAGAAUUAUUCCAGAAACUUGAUAAAUUUUACAAUAAGAAUAUUAACAAGCAUCUCACCAAAAUCAAGCAGUGGAUGUUUGGCUCUCAACAAUCAGAAAUUUCAUUGGAACUUGAUAAUGCUGCCAAAAUAAUAUUACUAACACAAACCAUUGAUCAUCAAAAGAAUUCAGAUAGAAGAUAUGCCAUUGAUAAGGGUGAAUACCUUUCUCCAUUUACAACCACUCCAGAGCAACGAACAGACCAUCUCAGAGCCACAAUAACAAAACACAUCAAGAAUAGAAGAAAUGGGCUAUAUACCAAUUUCGUUACAGAAAUGAAUUCAUCUGGAAUCAAUCAACUCGGUCCAUUAUUUGCUUCGACUAGUGACAUUUAUGAAGCAGCAGGCAUAAUUUAUGGAAGAAAGAGAGGACACGGAGUUCAUAUAGCCCUCUUCUAUUACUUAUGUCAAACUGAGAAAGUUCCACAUCUUGUAGCGAAGGUUAAAAUGCUGGCAACUGGUGAAUUCAAAGGAAUUCUCUUAUAUAGUGACAAGAUGGCAGAUCCUGUAUGGUCAAUUUACAGAUCUUACAAGAGAUCACUGCUACGUAAAUUGUGGCGUUAUCAUAGUAGUGAAUUGGACCAACAAGGGUUAUUUUGA
Molecule: messenger RNA, 3198 nt
Organism: Naegleria gruberi
Lineage: Eukaryota; Heterolobosea; Eutetramitea; Acrasida; Naegleriidae
Exons: 1
Coding region: 1-3198 (1065 amino acids)
Source: RefSeq, a predicted model, not a curated record